Lachnellula hyalina is the source of this 3060-nucleotide messenger RNA. RefSeq names its product Vacuolar protein-sorting protein (gene BRO1). Gene Ontology annotation, biological process: protein transport to vacuole involved in ubiquitin-dependent protein catabolic process via the multivesicular body sorting pathway. The record is from RefSeq and is a predicted model, not a curated record. The transcript has 4 exons. Lineage: Eukaryota; Fungi; Ascomycota; Leotiomycetes; Helotiales; Lachnaceae. Gene Ontology annotation, molecular function: protein binding. Gene Ontology annotation, cellular component: endosome. The coding region runs from base 1 to 3060 and encodes 1019 amino acids.
AUGCAGGCACCCAUGAUUUCCGUGCCUCUAAAGGCCACCAACGAGAUAGACUGGAUCCUGCCGCUGAAGGGCUACAUCCGCCAGACAUACGGCGAUGAUCCAGAGCGCUAUGCUGAAGAGUGCGCGACGCUGAACCGGCUACGGCAGGACAUGAGGGGUGCCGGCAAGGACAGCGCUGCGGGGAGGGAUCUGCUGUACAGAUAUUAUGGCCAGCUCGAGUUAUUAGACCUGCGGUUCCCCGUCGACGAGAACCAUAUCAAGAUCUCCUUUACUUGGUUCGAUGCCUUUACACAUAAACCGACCUCUCAAUACUCCCUCGCAUACGAAAAGGCCUCUAUAAUCUUCAAUAUUUCCGCAGUGCUGUCUUGUCAUGCCGCUCACCAGACGCGGUCCGAGGACUCUGGCCUGAAGACGGCGUAUCAUUCAUUUCAAGCGUCCGCGGGCAUGUUUACGUAUAUCAAUGAGAACUUCCUACAUGCACCUUCUACGGAUCUGAGUCGGGAUACGGUCAAAACGCUCAUACAGAUUAUGCUUGCUCAGGGACAGGAGGUUUUCUUGGAGAAGCAGAUUGCGGAUGGCAAGAAGGUUGGAUUGCUGGCGAAACUUGCGAGUCAAGCGGGGUAUCUAUAUGCUCAAGCUGUGGAGGGAACGCAAGAGAAUGUCAACAAGGCUGUUUUUGAGAAAGUGUGGCUUUUGGUAGUCCAGAUUAAAGCACAUCAUAUGGCAUCUGUAGCCCAGUAUUAUCAAGCACUUGCAGAUGAUGACGCGAAUUCCCAUGGCGUAGCCAUCUCGCGUCUGCAGGUCGCAGAAACUGCGGCCAAGGAAGCUAAUAAGCUAUCAAACUCGUUCCCCGGAAACGUCCCAGCAAACUCAAAUCUCACUGCAGAAACAGGACCUAAUCUAUUUGAACUCACGAAACGCCAUCUCGCCAAUGUUCAAGAGAAACUCGUUGAGCUCGUCAAGGACAACGACUACAUUUACCACCAGACUGUACCUGUAGAAGCGGGUCUUGCAGUCAUCCCCAAGCUUCCUGCAGCUAAAGCGAUCCCUGUUAGUGAGUUGUAUGCAGGGCAAGAUAUUCAGCGUAUCACUGGUCCAGAUAUCUUCCAGAAGAUCGUGCCAAUGUCUGUCACGGAAUCAGCAAGUCUAUACGACGAGGAGAAGGCCAAGUUGCUUCGAGCCGAGACUGAGCGGGCAGAGACUGCAAAUGGAGAAAUGGCGGCGAGUUUAGACUAUUUGAGGUUGCCAGGCGCUUUACAAGUUCUGAAAGGGGGGUUCGACCAUGAAUUAACAGCAGAUGAUGAAUACCGAGGUUGGUGUGAUGAUGUAGCAAAUCAUGAUCAUCCUGGUAGUGUUUUUGAUUUUCUAAAAUCAAGAAAAGAGGACGUGAUUACGGUACUGGAUAAGAGUAGCAAGCAGUUGGACAUGGAAGAAAGUGUUUGCGAGAAGAUGCGAUCAAAGUACGAAGCGGAUUGGACACAGCAACCAAGUUCGAGAUUAACGACGACUCUUCGGAAUGAUAUAAGGAAUUAUAGGGAUGCUCUUGAAGAGGCAGCACGGAGUGACAGUCAAUUAUACUCCAAGAUGCGGCAACACGAAGUCGAUUUCGAUGAGAUGCGAUCAGCUGGAGAGAGUGGAGAGGCAGAUGUUCUUUUCCAAAAAGCGCUGAUUCAAGUUGGUGGCAAGAGAGGUGUUGGAAGUCCGAUUGGCGCGGAAGGGAACCUUUUGGACGAUGACUUUGAGGAUAAUGGCAUGAGUGUUAUGGAUCAGGUUAACAAAGUAGAGGAGAUACUGAAGAAGCUGAAUCUGAUUAAGCGCGAAAGGGCGCAAGUAUUGAAAGAUUUGAAGGAGAAGGUUCACAACGAUGAUAUCUCUCAAGUCCUAAUACUUAACAAGAAGGCCAUCUCAACGUAUGAAACUCAACUGUUCCAAGCAGAACUUGAAAAGUUCCGUCCACACCAAAACCGACUCAUCACAGCAAAUCACAAACAAUCUUCAUUGAUGAAAGAGCUCACAUCUACCUUUAAUACGCUAUUGCAAGACAAGAGAGUGAGAUCUGAACAGAGCAAAUAUGAAACAAUAAACCGCCAAAAAGGAGCUGUUACAUCCAAGUAUAGAAGGGUAUACCAAGAAUUCUUAGAUCUCGAGGCUGGCCUUCAAAGUGCGAAGCAAUGGUAUAGUGAGAUGAAAGAUACCGUGGACAGCCUUGACAAGAAUGUGGAGACAUUUGUGAACAAUCGAAGAUCGGAAGGUGCACAACUUCUCAGUCAUAUUGAGCAAGAACGAGCAGCCAAUGUCGGCGGGCAAGCCGAUAGAGAGCGAGAGCGCCUACGUGGUCUCAUGGAGCGUAUGUCAAUGGAUCCUUCCACUUCACCUGUAAAGCCACCUCGCGCGCAAUCAAUGUCAUAUCAAUCACACCAAUCAGGUUCGCCCACUACAAGGUAUCCGGCCACGAACUUGACUGGACAAUACCAGACUUCACCACCACCACAUUCUCAACCCUUCGCCCAAUCGAAUCAUCCUGCUUACGCCCAGAACGGAAGCCAAUACCCUCCUCAACCACAAUCUCAAUCACGCCCAAAUGACAUAUACUCCCCAAAGCAAACACCACAACCUCAAACCCAAGGUGGUUAUAAUCCAAGCAACUACCUCCCCCGAGAUCCAUCACAACCCCUCUCCGCCCCAGCGACCCAAAGCCAAUUCCCGCCCAACACCCAAAACUACGGCCGGCCAUCCCAACCCAUCUCACCACCCCCCACCCAAACGCAAUUCGCGCAACAAAACUACGGCCGACCCCAACAUACCUCACCGCCUCCAAACCAAACACAAUUCUCGCAAGCCCACCAGAGCUAUGGCCGGCAACCGCAGAGUCCUCGACCGGGUCAUUUACCGCAUGGAUAUGUUCCACCACCUCCUCCACCUGGACCACCGCCUUUGGGACCUCAGCAGACGUAUGGGCAGCAGGAUUAUGGAUACGGUGGAGGUCAGCAGCAGCAGAGGAAUGGGGGGCAGCAAGGUCAAGGUGGGGAUCCGUGGGCGGGGUUGAAUGCGUGGAAAUAA